AAUAUAUAAAGAUAAAAUAACAGAAAUUUAGUUGCAACAAAAUUAUUAGUUAAAAAUCAAAAUGGUUAAUACCGAAGUACUUCAAAGAAAAGAGCCGUAUUACAUACCUGGAUAUACUGGAUACUGUCCACAACAUCGAUUUAAAAGUGGAGAAAAUUAUAGUAACCUCAGUCAUAAGCUGUUACGCGACCCGAAAAUAAAUCAUGCAAAGAAACUUAUUCUUGUUGAUAGAUCAAAAGAUCAUGAGGUAGUGAAACCAACAAAGGAUGAUAUUGAAGUUGUAAAUUCCAGAUCAAAUAGAAUGGAUCCAAUUUAUAAGCAUCCUAUGCUUUCAACAUAUGACGGUUUUAUACCAAAUUUAAGUGAUGAGCGGGAUAAACCUUAUGAAAUUCAAGCAACCGAAGGUAUUGCAAAUUUUGAAAAACAAUAUCAACAGAAAAAAUCAUCGAUUGAACGCUUAGAAAAAACAGUGGAAUUACAAAGUGGUACUUCAUAUCCGAAAAACAUUGAAGAGCGCUUGUUACUCAAAAGCAAAUUUAGAUUACCAUUAAUUGCUGUUCGUCCUGAACACAUCGGUUUACCAGAAGAUUAUUUAAUAGAUGAAAGAUACGAGAGACCUAAAGACUAUAAUGUAUCUCCGUAUUUUAUGGAAAAUAUUAAUCCGCAAAAAUAUUUUAUUCAUGGAUACACUGGAUAUAAACCACAUCGCACCACUCAUUAUGGGAAAUCUCAUCAAGUUAUGACGAAUUAUGGUUUGCGUGACUUUACUUCUAAUUAUUUAAAAAAAAAGAGAAUUGAAUGGGCUCCAGUACUACUUUCAAAUAAAAAAGAAAAGCUUCCUAAGAACAAUAGAAUUUUUAAAAAAGAUACCGCACUCAUGCCAAGUUAUACUGGUCACAUACCUGGAGCAAAAUUCAAGUAAUACAAAUUUUAUGAUUUACUCAAAGACUGAUUAAGCUUAUUCUUAAUAGUUUACUUAAGUAAAAUAUAAUGUACACUUCACAGAAUUGGUAAGACUCAUGGAUUUUGUUCAAAAGAUGCAUAUCGUUAUAUGCAAGAUCAACUUUUUACUAUAAAAUUCAAUAAAU
This is a messenger RNA of Ceratosolen solmsi marchali, 1088 nucleotides long. Its product is annotated as UPF0605 protein CG18335. Bases 62 to 922 code for a protein of 286 amino acids. NCBI's taxonomy places the organism in Eukaryota, Metazoa, Arthropoda, Insecta, Hymenoptera, Agaonidae. The record is from RefSeq and is a predicted model, not a curated record. The transcript is spliced from 6 exons.